Messenger RNA from Arachis ipaensis, 6304 nucleotides. RefSeq names its product P-loop containing nucleoside triphosphate hydrolases superfamily protein. NCBI's taxonomy places the organism in Eukaryota, Viridiplantae, Streptophyta, Magnoliopsida, Fabales, Fabaceae. The record is from RefSeq and is a predicted model, not a curated record. Gene Ontology annotation, biological process: nucleosome assembly; nucleosome disassembly; transcription initiation-coupled chromatin remodeling. Gene Ontology annotation, cellular component: nucleus. Gene Ontology annotation, molecular function: chromatin binding; histone binding; ATP binding.
CAAAAAUAAGCCCCCAAGAUACCCUUCCGAGUUACCUAUUCAAGCGCGUGUAUUACACUCUCAGUCUAUCUUGCAAACGAACGGCUGAAAAGCCUCACGUGAUUUUCACGCUUCAUAACGCCCGUGUUCUAAAGCACAGAAAUUUCAGAAACAAAAAACACUGAUAAUUUUUCAUACACUCACGCCCUAGUUUCUCUGCAACACUGAAGAAAAACCUCAGAAAACAGCACUGAGAAAACGAAGAAGAAAGCUUCAGAAACCCCCCAAAGCCCAGAAACCCUAUCUCCACAUAAAAAAAGGGGAAGCGUUUCUUUUCAAUCAAACCGAAACCCCAUUGGAAGCCGUUAUUCGAUUCAAUUUCUAGGGUUUUUGUUUUCCUUAAAAUUCCUUUGCAUUCCAAGCUGAUUUCCCAGUUUGGUGGGUGCGAUUGUUAUUUAAUCUAAAUAGUAUCACAUGUUGGCACCCGAUUGGAAGGAAAACACCGAGAGAAAAAGAAGUCUGCGCCUCUUAUUUUUUGGGGUUUCAAUGUGUAUGUGAUUGUUUAGUUUUGUUUUGGGUUUAUUGUGAUGCGAAAUGCGAUUGUCUUCUAAAUCUGGUUCUUCAUCUAAGCAUAAGAAUGUUGGUAAAUCUAGUCCGUGGCUUCGGAAGAAGCACAAGAGGUUAGACGCGAUAUGUGAGAAGGAGUACAAUCGGAACCAUGGUGAUUCCAAUGGGUGUGAUGAUAAUUUGAUUACUGAUGCUGCGGAUUCAGCGGUUCGCCGAAGCUCCCGUGUUCGGCGUGCCCCGGUUCUGCUGGAUGCCUCUCCUGCUCCUCCCAAGAAACGGCGGAAGUUAGGGAAGGUUGGAGUGCCUGCAGGGCGCAUAGAGAGUGGCAAGAAGAAUUUGGAGCAGCAGAGUCCCGGCAGCAGCAUUGAGGGGAGUCCUUCGGCUUGGAGAUCGAGGUUGAGGUCUAGGGCUAGGGGUGCAGGUUUUGAGGUCAAUGAUGAGAAGGAAUUGCCCCGUCGGAAGAGGAAGCUUUUUGAGGAUGUGGUUGUAAGUAGGGGUGAUGAUGAAUUGAAGGUUGAUAAGAAGAAGGAAUUGGAAGGUGGAGUGCCAAGGAUUGUUAAGUCAAAGAGACCAGCGAGGAUCAAAGCUACAAAGCAUGAAGAAGAGCUUAAAGUGAAUGAGUCUCAUGAAGUAGGGCCUAAGGAGAACGAAUCUCAUGAAGAGGGGCUGAGAGAGAAUGAAUCUCACACGGAAACGCUUAGAGAGAAUGAAUCUAAUGAGGAAGAGCUUCAAGAGAAUGAAUCUUUUGUAGCAAAGCAGACAGAGAAGGAGUCUUAUGAAGGGCAUAGAGAGAAUGAGUGUCAUGGUAAUUUAGAUGAGAGCAACAGUCAAGAAGUGGAGCUUACAGUGAACAAAGAGGAGGGUAAUGAUACGGUUCCAGUAACUGAUGUGUCUGGCGGGAGCCUUGUAAUUAUAUUGGAUGUGAAUGAACCUCCUAUUAUACGGAAUGGGGAGAGAAACAUGUCAAACAAUUUGCAAACGGAGGAAUGUAGUGGCGGUAGUGAACAGUCUCCUUUGGAACAUGCAGAUAAACCGGAUGAUCGAUCGGAACAUGCAAAUAAACAGGACGAUCAGUUAGCAUGUGAGAAGGAAGGCAAUAAUGCAAGUGAAGGAGCUGAAAUUGCUGGGAUUUCAACAAAGCAAGUAGAAAAUGAAGGAUCAGCUGACAAGGAGGUUGAGAUUGAUGAAAACACUUUGAAAGAUGCAAACUAUGUGACAAAGGAUAAGCUGAAACAAGCUUCAAAUGGCUCCCAACGGAUCAAAGAGGGUCGACGGUGUGGAUUGUGCGGGGGAGGCACUGAUGGUAAGCCUCCUAAAAGGUUGCUUCAGGACAAUGGUGAGAGUGAGAAUGAAGCAUAUAGCGGUUCUUCGGCUUCAGAAGAGCCUAACUUUGAUAUCUGGGAUGGUUUCAGUGAUGAACCUGGCUGGCUUGGUCAUCUCUUGGGUCCUAUUAAUGAUAACUUCGGCAUUGCUCGAAUAUGGGUUCAUCAGCAAUGUGCUGUAUGGAGUCCAGAGGUUUAUUUUGCUGGGUUGGGAUGCUUGAAGAAUGUCAGGGCUGCACUUUACAGAGGAAGAGCAUUGAAGUGCACACGUUGUGGGAGGCGAGGGGCAACCUCAGGUUGUCGUGUUGAUCGUUGUCCAAAAACUUAUCACUUGCCUUGUGCAAGAGCAAGUGGUUGCAUCUUUGAUCACCGUAAAUUUCUUAUUGCCUGCACAGAUCAUCGGCAUCUUUUCCAACCACAUGGUAGUAAAUAUUUAGCCCGGAUAAAGAAGUUGAAAGCUAGGAAACUGAAGUGGGAUAUGAGGAAGCAUUCAAAUGAUGCUUGGAGAAAGGAUAUUGCUGCAGAAGAGAGAUGGCUUGAAAAUUGUGGAGAGGAUGAGGAGUUUUUGAAACGUGAGAACAAGAGACUUCAUCGUGAUUUAUUGAGAAUAGCACCAGUGUACAUUGGUGGUUCAGACUCUGCAUGUGAACCAUCCUUUCAGGGAUGGGAAUCUGUUGCUGGACUUAAAGAUGUCAUCCGGUGUAUGAAGGAAGUUGUUAUUUUGCCUCUACUAUAUCCUGAGCUCUUUGAUAAUUUAGGGCUUACACCUCCCAGAGGUGUUCUUUUGCAUGGGUAUCCUGGAACAGGGAAAACCUUAGUGGUCCGGGCAUUGAUAGGUGCAUGUGCCCGUGGCGAUAGACGGAUUGCAUAUUUUGCCCGCAAAGGUGCAGAUUGCUUGGGGAAAUACGUGGGCGAUGCUGAGCGCCAACUAAGACUAUUAUUUCAGGUUGCUGAGAGAUGUCAACCUUCUAUAAUAUUCUUUGAUGAGAUAGAUGGAUUAGCACCUACCCGUACUAGGCAGCAAGAUCAGACACAUAGUUCUGUUGUAUCAACUUUGCUUGCUCUUAUGGAUGGUUUAAAAUCCAGGGGUUCAGUUGUAGUCAUAGGUGCAACAAACCGUCCUGAUGCUGUUGACCCAGCACUGAGGCGACCUGGAAGAUUUGAUCGGGAAAUUUAUUUCCCACUGCCAUCAACUGAGGACCGAGCUUCCAUUCUGUCACUUCACACUCAGAGGUGGCCUAAACCAAUUACUGGGUCCUUGCUUGAGUGGAUUGCAAAAAAGACUCCUGGCUAUGCUGGUGCAGAUCUUCAGGCUCUCUGUACUCAAGCGGCUAUCAAUGCCUUGAAGAGGAAUUUCCCGUUGCAAGAAGUUUUGUCCUUAGCUGAAGAAAAGCAUUCUGGUUGGAAGAACCUUAGUCUACCAUCCUUUGCAGUGGAGGAGAGGGAUUGGUUAGAGGCAUUUUUGCAUUCCCCACUACCAUGCUCCCGGAGAGAAGCAGGAAAUGCCACUAAUGAUGUUGUAUGCUCCCCUCUUCCUAUCCACCUCAUACCUUGUUUAUUGGGGCCAUUGUGCACACUUCUUGUAUCUCUUGAUGAAAAUCUAUGGUUGCCACCUCCUUUAUCUAAAGCUGUAACAGUGAUUAAGAAUGAAGUGGUUUCUGUUCUAGACAAAAGGAAAAUGCCUAUUGAUCACUGGUGGUUGCACAUUGAUGACUUACUGCAAGAAACAAAUAUUGCUUCUGAGAUAAAGAGCAAGCUCAUGUGUUUGGGCAUUUUAUCUGCAAAUGAUGGCUUUGGUGGUUCUCCUGAUACUGCAGAUGACACAGAUGAUAGCACUAUGAAGUCUGAUCCCUCCAUAAAGAAUCAUUUGGGCAUGCGUAGUGGUUUGUUUCUAGACAAGUCAUUUGCAUUUACUAAUAAAUCAGGAUUUCGAAUAUUGAUUUCUGGAAAUCCCCGAUCUGGCCAGAGACAUCUUGCUUCCUGCUUUCUUUACUGCUUUGUGGGGAGUACUGAAAUAAAGAAGAUUGAUAUGGCAACCGCUUCACAAGAAGGGCAUGGAGAUGUAGUGCAAGGCAUUGCACAAAUAUUAUUGAAAUGUGCUAGUCUUCAAUCUUGCAUAUUAUUCAUGCCAAGAAUUGAUUUGUGGGCUGUAAACAAACAUGUCCAAAUCUAUGAUAAGGAAAGUGAGUUUAAUACAGAGAAAAGCUCUGCAGAGAUUACUGAAGGCAAGGCCAACAAGAAGGCUUCACAUGCCUGGAUGUCAUUUAUUGAGCAGGUGGAGUCCAUUGGUGUAUCGACGUCCUUGAUGAUUCUGGCUACUUCAGAAGUUUCGUAUACAGAACUUCCAAGUAAGAUAAGGGAAUUCUUCAAGAGUUAUCAAUCUAAAGACAGCCAAUCAACUCCUUUGCAGCAAACAAUCCCUCGACUCUCACUGCAUCUUGAUAGUAAUUUUGAUAAUGAGACGUUGAUCACUCUGUCUGUAGAAGAGCUACUGAGAAAUUUAGUUGAGCAGCAGAUUCAAUUGAUUCAUCAGAGCUCUCAUGUUCAUCUGGGUGUCCGAAAGGUUUCUGUUGAAGCUUGUGAAGAGAAGGUAUGGCAGAGUAAAGAUAAUGGAUCAGUUGAUGAAGAGAAGAGUGAAACCCAAGUUCCUAAAUCCACAUCAGCGCCUCCACCACCACCACCACCCCCCGAUGGUAGGUCUCUGAAGGAAAAGUCAACCUUGUCACUAGCAAUAUCCACAUUUGGUUAUCAAAUUCUUCUAUUCCCACAUUUUGCUGAACUUUGUUGGGUCACAUCAAAACUCAAAGAAGGUCCUUGUGCUGAUGUAAGUGGACCAUGGAGGGGGGGCUGGCCUUUUAAUUCCUGUGUAAUUCGUCCCAAUAAUUCACUAGACAAGUCAAUGGUUCCUGGUAGCUCUGGUGGUGUUAAAAGCAAAGAAAGAUCUGGUUUAGUUAGAGGCUUGAUUGCCGUUGGUUUAUUGGCUUACAGGGGUGUUUAUAAAUCAGCCAAGGAAGUUUCUCUUGAUGUGAGGAAAGUUCUUGAGAUCCUAAUUGAGAAUAUCAAUGCAAAAAUUCAAGCUGGGAAAGACAGAUAUCAAUAUCUUCGCAUUUUAUCGCAAGUGGCUUAUUUGGAAGAUAUAGUAAACAAUUGGGCUUAUGCGUUGCACAGUAUGGAUAAGGAUUCCUUGGAGCCUAUAUCAAAAGUCAUGUCGUCAACUGAUGGGUUAAACAGUCAUCUCUCGUGUGUAGAUCACCAAGCUGAAACUAAGGAUGUUCAUAUGAACGGUGAUGAUUCGGAGAACCCAGGGAGAAGUUGUAAGGAAAUUCAUGCUGAAACAACUGGAUUUCCUGCCAUGAAUAAGAAAAAUGAUAAUACAGAUAAACUUGAUCACGAUGGUAGACAUACAAAUACAAGCUCUAAAGAAUGUCUACCAAACGAUUCUUUAAACAAUCACUCUGAUGACUCUGCUGCUGCAAACCAACCUGUUGAUCCAUCCCCAAAUCAGGAGAAUGGAUUGCUAUCCCGUGAGGUUGCCAAUGGAGAUGUCAGGAUGUCAGAAGAAUUAGGUAAAUCCACAUCCACUCAUUCUGCUGUCCUUUCAGAGAAUGGACUUCACACUGCCUUAGAACAAGAAGGUCUUAAUGGAGGUACUGUAAGUACCAUCUCUAAUCAGCCCCCGACCUUGUCCACAGAAGGGACUGGUGUAACUGAUGUUUACUCUCGCAAACAUGAGAAUGCUACAGGUAUUGAUAUCUCUUCAAGUAAAGGCCAUGAGCAUGCUGAACCUGCGGUCGUUUGCAUGUAUCAAUGUUGCCCUAGAUGUCUUCACAGCUUAUAUCUUGCAAUACGCAAGCUUCUCACCAGUGAGUUGAGCGAUAACCAUAGAACAGUAGAAGAUGUCCAUGAUGCUGUUUCAUCAUUAUCCGUGGAUCUUAUUUCAGCAAUUAGAAAAUGUCACAUUGAAGAUCUUGAUUUUUCUAACAAAACCUUCAAAAGAGAAAGGCAUGGAAUAACUUUGAACUUGAGAACAUGUGACCCCAAAAACCAAGACAAGGACUUUGUGGCAGCUGAGUGUGUUACUCACUCAACAAGCCAGGAGGCAACUGCAACCAAAGAUGAGGUAGUGAAUGAAUCACUGAAGCUUGAUUUAAAAUUUAUAUUCAGAGAUGGUGUGCUGGUUCCUAUGAACCCAGACAAAGAUGUUUCUCUUCAUUGUAAAUUUGAAACUCUGUGCCUUUGUUCUCUUAGAGAGUUGAUAGUAAUGACCAAGAGCCCUUUUGAUUAAGCUAUUGUAUGAUAGCUUGGAUUUCUUAGCAAUAUUUUGGCACUGAUGCGGAAAUUUUGUAUGGAUUUUCCCCUUUUUCUGAGAUUGAAAAUACAAUUUUGACCAUGGAGUCCCCAUGCAGAACUGCAGAAGCUGGCUAACCAUUUGAUUU